Molecule: messenger RNA, 990 nt
Organism: Artibeus jamaicensis (Jamaican fruit-eating bat)
Lineage: Eukaryota; Metazoa; Chordata; Mammalia; Chiroptera; Phyllostomidae
Gene: MRPS2
Product: mitochondrial ribosomal protein S2
Exons: 4
Coding region: 39-914 (291 amino acids)
Biological process (GO): translation
Cellular component (GO): ribosome; mitochondrial small ribosomal subunit
Molecular function (GO): structural constituent of ribosome
Source: RefSeq, a predicted model, not a curated record
AGAAGCCACUCUGGCACCGCAGCCGCCUCCUCCUCACCAUGGCGCCCGCGCGCGCCCUACCCCGGCUGCUGAGCGCGGGUGUCUGGCCCAGGUCGCUGUGUUUACGUGUCCUCAAGGCGGCGACCCCCAGCCCGGCCCGAACGAACAGCAGGACGCUGGGAAGCGCCGCGGCCCCCGCCCCGAGCGAGUCAGAGGAUAGCGGCGAUCUCCAAGUCAGGGUCCUCAGCGAGCCGCUGAAGCACUCCGACUUCUUCAACGUCAAGGAGCUGUUUUCCGUGAGGAGCCUCUUCGAUGCGCGGGUGCACCUGGGACACAAAGCCGGCUGUCGGCACAGGUUCAUGGAGCCCUACAUCUUUGGGAGCCGCCUGGACCAAGACAUCAUCGACCUGGAACAGACCGCCACGCAUUUGCAGCUGGCCUUGAACUUCACGGCCCACGUGGCCUAUCGCAAGGGCAUCAUCUUGUUCGUGAGCCGCAAUCGGCAGUUCUCGCACCUGAUCGAGAACACGGCCCGGGACUGCGGCGAGUACGCCCACACCCGCUACUUCAAGGGCGGGCUGCUGACCAACGCGCCGCUCCUGCUGGGCCCCGGGGUGCGCCUGCCGGACCUCAUCAUCUUCCUGAGCACGCUCAACAACGUCUUCGAGCCCCACGUGGCCGUGAGGGACGCAGCCAAGAUGAACAUCCCCACAGUGGGCAUCGUGGACACCAACUGCAACCCCUGCCUCAUCACCUACCCGGUUCCCGGCAACGAUGACUCGCCCCCGUCCGUCCAGCUCUUCUGCCGGCUCUUCCGGACCACCAUCACCCGGGCCAAGGCGAAGCGCCAGCAGGUCGAGGCCUUGUAUCGGCUGCAGGGCCAGGAGGGCGCUGAGGGCCGGGCCCCUGCAGACCCUUCUACCCCAGGGACGUAGGCUGUCCCCCCGACUUGUCUGCCCUCCCAAAUAAAAACAGCAGCCACGCCCGUACCUGGCUGCGGCCUUUAGUGCG